UUCUACGCAGCAUUCCUUGCUCCAGUCGCCCUGAUCUUGCUGAUCAACUUCGCCGCCUUUGGUCUGGUAUUGCGCCAGAUUCUUGGUCUGUCCAGCAGGAAGUUGAACAAGUCGGACAACACCAGCACUAUGACACAGCUGCGGGGGGCAGUGGGUGUGGUCAUCCUUCUUGGCCUCACCUGGGUGUUUGCGGUCUUUGCCAUUGACCGUGCCAGCAUAGUCUUCUACUACCUGUUUGCCAUUACAAAUUCCCUCCAGGGGCUGUUUAUUUUCAUAUUCUACUGCAUAUUUAAGAAGGAUGCACUUACGGCGUGGAGACGAAAGUUACCAUGUUGCGAAACUAUGGACGAAAAAUCGGGAGAACGUUCUUCAAGCAAAGUGGAAAGAACGGUAUAUCAUGUGGAUAAAACGAACGAUCAGGAUCAAGUAACAUUAUUAACAUUUAAACCAGGCUGCACGACCCCUGUCUCAAACAACACAGUGAAACACUCGAUGGCGUCGACAAAUAGUUCACAGAACAGCAAUGAUGACGUCAAGAUCAAAAAAAGGGCAGAACUAUCAUCAGAUAGUGGUUUCCAUAGCAGCGGAGGGGUUGCAAACUCGCGCUCAUCUACAUCCAUUUAAUCUGCCAGAUUGUACAGAUCAUCGCAAAGAUAUUUAUCCACGAUCUCACCGAGCUAAUAGACUGUACACUAUGUCUGUGAAGCACGACCAAAACUUGCCCAUCCGGGGUCAAAUUAGCAUUGUCUGGGCCAUCUGUUACGACAAUGGUAGUUGUGUAUAUACUGACAGUUUCCCUUUGUGGAUGAAUACGAAGUAUGGGUUACCAGCCAUAGUGGAAUCUGUGUCUUUAUUGUAAAACAUCUGAAACUAGUUUCAUGACAUGGCCGUGGUUUCUCCUCAAACUGUUCUGAUUAUCUUUAAGAAAUGAAGGAUGUGACAUCAGAGAAGACUAGUUGUCGACGUUGGAUUCAGUUGGUUCAGGAAGAGGACAAAAACUAGUAUGUUUUUUCUCGUAGGACGCAGACCUAGCUUUGGGCUCAAGGGGCUCUUGCACAAUGUUGCAGAUGGUUGAACAGAAUCGUGUAAAAUGUUGCCGUUGUUGCAACAAACUCGUGCAAAAUGUUGAAGAGGGUUGAGCAGAAUCGUGUCAAAUGUUGCAGAGGGUUCAAGUAACUCGUGUAAAAUGUUGCACAUGCUGCAUCCGAUUCGUGUAAAUAUGUUGCAGAGGGUGCAACAGACUCGUGUAAAAUGUUGCAUACGAUUCGUAUAAAAUAUUGCAGAGGGUGCAACACUUGAGUCAAAUGUUGCAGAUGGUGCAACACGCUCGUGUAAAAUGUUGCACAUAUUGCAUCCGAUUCGUGUAAAAUGUUGAAGACGGUGCAACACACUCGUGUAAAAUGGUGCAUGUUGCAUCCGACUCAUGUACGGUUUGUUAUUAUCAAUGGUCAACACAUGAGGUACCGAUGAAUAAUGAUAUGUCCAUGACGCAAAAAUGAAUCACUGGCUGUAUAUAUACAACGACCAUUGUUAUUUGGGGCCGUGAUGAAAGAGGUCCUUAUUGCAUCAAUGACACACCAGGACGUAGCUUUAUCAAUAGCACCGCGAUACACGAAUAGCCUGAACGAAAGGUUAUUGCAUGUAAAUAUAUCUCAAGUGUUGGCUAUCAAUGCCAAUGACAGUUAUGCAAAGAUGUGUCACAACAUUUCUGUUGUGAGAUGAAUAUUCGACGAUUACGAUGAGUCUUUCAUUGCAAUAUAACCAUGACAUUUGAGGCAAACGUUAAGACAUGAAUGACUUGCUUUUCAAUGGCUCUAAACAUGCUGUACAUAGCAAGCAUGUUACAACCAUGUUACAGAUUUUGGGUAACACCAGAUAGUCUUAAAACAAGUGCGAUUAAUUCGGAAUCCUGAUGUGUACUAUAUCAACUUUUGUACAGAUUCCGGACAUUGAUUCGUCAUCUUUAUACACCUGCAGGGAAAUUCGUCCUUAAGCUGGACCACACAUGAUAGUCGUCACAAAAGCCAGUAUGGUUUAACGCCGCUGUUAGCAAUAUUCCAGCAAUAUCACGGCGGGGGACACCAGAAAUGGGCUCCACACAUUGUACCCAUGUAGGGAAUCGAACUCGGGUCCUCGGCGUGACGAGCGGGCGCUUUAACCAUUAGGUUCCAUCGCCGCUUCUCGUCAUAAAAGACUAUGUCAGUGCUGUCAAUUAAGGAUUUAUCAUAAUUUGUCUUAAAGCGUAAAGAUUUCGAGAACAACGAUAAUAUAGAAUACACACAGCUUAAAUUGACAGCCAUCCUAUUUAAGGGAAAGAUGUAUUGGUUUUGAAUAUUUGCUUACUACUUGUAGACAUAUCCUCUAGUUAAAGUUUAUGUGUAUUUAUAUAUAGCUAUACAUAUGGCAUUUCCGUAUAUUUCCUAUUGCAUAAUUAUGUCAUAUGACUGUUGCUCAAAAUGCCGAUCUUGAAAUUUGGUCUCAGGUUAACUUAAGUUUAAUGGAAACUGUUUGGUGCUAGUUUCGCAUACAGAUAUAUCUAUUCUCCUUAAGAAAAAAACAACAUAUUUAAGGGUAGGUAUAAAACAACACUACUUGAUUCGUCGCUCUGUUUGCGAUGAUAUUUGUUCAACACAAUGUGCUUUGUUUUUUCAUAUUCUCCUGUAAAAUGUGUCAACAAUACCUUAAUUUACACGUAAGAUGAAUAUUCAUAUGAAUCAAUGUUAUGUUUUGCCUUAUGUGCUGCUUUGUAAAUGUAUAUCGGUUCCACAAGCGUGGCCAGGGGAUCCUAGUGGUGGUUGCCAUGGUAUGUUGAGUUGUGUCCCUUGGUUACUGAGAUUCGCCCUGAUUAUCUGGAUUCGUCAGCACUAUAUUCGAGGGGAUUCUGGGAUUGUUCCAACUACCAAUCCUUGUCCUUAAAAGCGAAAAAUUGGAUCGUGUUCAGAUUCGGUGUCUAAGUUGACAACAUGUACCCCUACGGCGUGGAUUGGUGCUCUAAUAUCAAUCACUGGCCUGUGUAGGUCAUGACCCUAUUAGGUAGUCCGUUAUAAUGUCGUUGGAGUAUUGCGAUUUUGACAACCCAUCUUAAGUGAUCGACUUUGGCAUCUUGACUUUGGAUAUUCCCCAGACUUUUAACUGACGUGGAAUAACUGAAAUGCUGUUCAUAUCGGACCAAAUCUCAACACACGCGGUCACCAUGCCCCUAGACAAUAAUUAAUAGUUUAAAUAAAAAUUCCUGAAAAUGUAAAUAGUAAUAAUUUACGCUUGACUGGCGUCCUAUAAUUUACGCUUAUCUAGACCUGCCUCCUUAAAGGAAUAAAUUACUAUACAUCCACAGGCUUAGCAUUCAGUAAAGCCUUUGAGCAAGGCUACCAUGCCCCAUACACAAAGCCAUGGCAAAUAUUACUGCGGAUUUGAAUUCAUUUACAAAACUAGCUUGACACAGCAUGGUUGUCUCCCUUGUCACGUUACUUACAGAAAGGAAACAUGUACCUGUGAAAGAAUAGCAUAUGACUUUAUGAAAUAUUCACAUGUUUACUUAUAUGUUUACUAACUUAUGUGAUUGUUGUAAUACGUUGACUCAAAUGAACAAAGUGCCAUUUCAUCAAAAUGUUGUAGUGUAGUUUAUACAAUGUGAACUGUUAGCCUGUAUCAUUUUGCUGAAGAAUAAAUAAUGAUUUUUA
Molecule: messenger RNA, 3680 nt
Organism: Haliotis rubra (blacklip abalone)
Lineage: Eukaryota; Metazoa; Mollusca; Gastropoda; Lepetellida; Haliotidae
Product: adhesion G-protein coupled receptor G2-like
Exons: 4
Coding region: 130-624 (164 amino acids)
Biological process (GO): cell surface receptor signaling pathway; G protein-coupled receptor signaling pathway
Cellular component (GO): membrane
Molecular function (GO): G protein-coupled receptor activity
Source: RefSeq, a predicted model, not a curated record